CUUUUAUCAGUAUGAAUGAUCAGCCUUCUGUAUAAAACCCGGAUAUUAUUCCCUAAACCGUUUGAAUCAGUUUAUGGUGUCUUUUCACUGGGCAGCAACAAUAAGUGUGUCUUGUGUGUGUUCUCCAGGCCGGACGGUGCUGUACCGGGCGACGUCUUGGUUCUGACCAAACCUCUGGGGACACAGGUGGCUGUGAACGCUCACCAGUGGCUCGACCAGCCUGAAAGGUGGAACAAGAUCAAACUAGUUGUCACCAAAGAGGAAGUUAAAGAGGCUUAUCAGGAAGCCAUGUUCUCCAUGGCAACGCUAAACCGCACAGCGGCAGGCCUAAUGCACAAGUUCCAGGCCCACGCCGCAACAGACGUGACAGGUUUCGGGUUGCUCGGUCAUGCCAACAACCUCGCAGCACAGCAACGAAACGAGGUGGCUUUUGUCAUCCAUAACCUACCUAUCCUGGCCAAGAUGGCUGCCGUCAGUAAAGCCUGUGGAAACCUGUUCAACCUGGUUCAGGGCACGUCAGCAGAGACCUCUGGUGGACUGCUGGUGUGUCUGCCCAGAGAGCAGGCGGCCAAGUUCUGCUCAGAAAUGAAGAGCCAGAGCUCCGGAGCUGGAGGUCAGGGGGCGGCAGGCGGGGCGUGGAUAAUUGGAAUUGUCGAAAAGGGCGACCGCCGCGCUCGCAUCAUCGACAAGCCCCGCAUCAUCGAGGUUCCACCCCGAGGAAGUCAGGCAGCAAAUCAGGACAACAGCUCCACCAGCCCCUCUCCAAGCCCCAAUUUGUUAUAGACACUGUGUGUGAGUGUGUAUGUGUGUGUGUGUGUGAGUGUGUGUGUCCAUCUCAUCCCCUUUUACAGUCAAAGUGCUGAGAGCACACAAAUGAAAUCAGUCAUUUCUCCAUCUAUAAAGAUGGAGAGUUCCUGGAACAUGGGUGGUGUUUCUGGGCAGUGUCCUCAUUCUUAAUGUAUAGAGACACGUGACUCUCUAAGAUUCAUCUGAAGGCAAAAAAAAAACAAAAAAACUUUUAAUUAUGAAAACAUUCCAAAUCAUUCUCGCCAGCAAAAACAAAAAAAAAAAAGUGUGUGAUUAUUUUAUCAUUUGAUUAGGUGCUCUGCGGUGAGGACGUGGAACAUGCCGGUUUUGUUUUGGAUGUGGAUGAUGUGAACGUCUCAUGUCGGUGAAUGUAUCAUGUGGAAAACGAGCGGUUCAUGGGUCGCUCCUGGCACCUGGCUCUGCCCACACAGCCCACAGGAAGGCUUGAGCAGCUUCCUUUGGACAGGCUGGGUGGUGUUCAGAAUGUCCUUCUGUGUCAGCUGAUUGGCUGUCCAGCACCAAGUCCUUCCUGCCCUUCCUUUUUAUGAAGCUCUGCCCUUUAAACCCCAGCCAGGGGGCAGGUGGAGUGGAUGUUUGCCUUUGGAUUGGGGUCGGACUUCGACUGCUGGAGGUCUAAAGCUGUCUUUGUUUGUAGAUUUCAUGCUUUUCACAAUCAAUAAAAUCCAUCAUGAACUCACUGAAA
This is a messenger RNA of Larimichthys crocea (large yellow croaker), 1510 nucleotides long. RefSeq names its product selenide, water dikinase 2-like. The coding region runs from base 16 to 783 and encodes 255 amino acids. The transcript has 4 exons. NCBI's taxonomy places the organism in Eukaryota, Metazoa, Chordata, Actinopteri, Sciaenidae. The record is from RefSeq and is a predicted model, not a curated record. Gene Ontology annotation, cellular component: cytoplasm. Gene Ontology annotation, molecular function: selenide, water dikinase activity; ATP binding. Gene Ontology annotation, biological process: L-selenocysteine biosynthetic process.